Messenger RNA from Episyrphus balteatus (marmalade hoverfly), 1464 nucleotides. RefSeq lists its product as uncharacterized. The transcript has 5 exons. The record is from RefSeq and is a predicted model, not a curated record. Gene Ontology annotation, molecular function: nucleic acid binding; RNA-DNA hybrid ribonuclease activity. The coding region runs from base 64 to 1314 and encodes 416 amino acids. Gene Ontology annotation, biological process: DNA replication, removal of RNA primer. Lineage: Eukaryota; Metazoa; Arthropoda; Insecta; Diptera; Syrphidae.
GUUUUGCAUUUGUUUAUAAAUAAAAAAUAGAAAUUUUAUUUGUCUUUUCUUGAAAUUCAUCAAAUGUUAAGAAUAGUUACAAAUUUUAGAAAAACAAUAAAUAAAUUUCAUCUUUUUAUUAAUUUAAACCAACUCCAACUCCAACAUUCAAUGCCAUAUUAUGCAGUUGCAGCCGGUUGGGAAAAAGGAGUCUACGAGACAUGGGCCAUUUGUGAAAGAAGAGUAAAAGGUUUUUCAAAACCAAUAUUUAAAAAAUUCAAAACCAAAGAAGAGGCUGAGGCUUUUCUUAAAGCCCAUGGAGUAGGCCGAUUCUCAGAUGAUGAAUCAUUUGAUCCUAUUGACGAUGCAGUUCCAUUAGGUUGGGUUCCAAAGAAAGAGAAAGAUGCCAAACUAAGAGAACUUUUAGAUAAAAAACUCGCUAAAACUAAAGUUGUUCCAAGUAAGCAAAAGAAAAGAUAUGUUAUAUCGUCUUCGGAGGAAAGUGUGGCCAAUGCCAAUGAAGUCAAAUAUCUAGGAUCUUCCUCAUCUUCAUCGUCCUCGGAGGAAAGUUAUAGCGAGAGCGAUGAUGAAGUGAAAUCAAUUCGUGCGAAACCAGAAGUCGUAGAGAGUUGGCCAGAUGAUGUGAAUUGGGAGGAAGAUGAUGAUGACAUUUUGCUAGCUGCAGCAGCUGAGGUAGAAGGAAUACCAGAAAAUUCUAAUCCUUUAAAAAGGAAAACACCUCCCGAAACGGGCGGGGGUGGCCCAUCAAGUAGCUCAAAAGUUCUGAAAAAGUAUUCACAUGAAUCGAAAAUUUGGGAGCCAAUUGGUUUGAAGAAAAUUGGCAAUUUUGAAUUUCCCAUUGAUUCUGAAGGUUUUGUGAUAGUCUAUACAGAUGGAUCAUGUAUAAACAAUGGUAAAGCCAAUGCCGUUGCUGGCUAUGGUGUUUACUUCUCCGAAGAUCAUCCAUUAAAUGCUGGUAAACCAGUUAACGGAAGGGUUACCAAUAAUGCUGGCGAAAUCCAAGCUGCCAUUUAUGCCAUUCGAAUUGCUAAAGAUUUUGGCAUUAAAAAACUAUGUUUGAGCACAGAUUCUCAAUUUCUUAUCAAUGCUGUGACUGCAUGGAUGAAAAAUUGGAAACGAAAUGGAUGGAGAUUGAAAGGUGGUGACCCGGUUAAGAAUAAAGAAGAUUUUGUGAUCAUAGAUGGUUUACUAGAUGGAAGUAUAAACAUUAAAUGGAAUUAUGUUAAAGGCCACAAAGGAAUAAUUGGGAAUGAAAAAGCUGAUCGUUUAGCACGACAGGGUGCAGCACUCUACAAAUCUAUGAUAGGAAAGUAAUUUAGACCAAUCUCUUUAAUAUUGUUUAUAUUUUAAGGCAUGAUGAGCAUAACAACUAAGAAUUUUUUUUAAUAUAUUAUGGACCUAUAUUGCUCGAGUAAAAUAAAUCAAUAAUCGAUAUCCGACACGUUUACAAAAACUUGAGACUAU